GUCAAUAAGCAGCAUAAAUCACAGUAUUUCUUAUGUUGAGCAAGCGUUUGCAACUUCCCUGUGACUACAUCCAAUUAAAAUAGGAAGCAAGUGAGAGAUGCAGAGAGAGAGAGAGAGAGCGAGAGAGAGAGAGUACCAGAGGACAUCUACCUUGUAUAGAAGAGGAGAGACUGCCGCACGUCUAUCAAGGUGACUUAUUUCACAUUUCUCACUAAAAGAUCUCACUGAAAUUCUACUUCGACAUUUAUAAGCAUGCUGUCGAACGCCACAGAUAACGUCACCACUGACCCCUUCUCCUGCUACCAUUCCUCGGUGGUGGGCUACCGUUACUUUGGGGUGCUGUGGGGGUCCCUGGUGAGCGUGGUGGGGAUGUCGGGGAACAUACUGACCGUGCUGGUCUUCAUCAUGGACCGCCGGCUGAGGACCCACUUCAAUGCGCUCAUCGUCAACCUGGCAGUGGCCGACCUGCUCUACUGCGGCGUCCUGCAGCCGACCAGCGUCGACUCGUACCUGCACCUGCACUGGAGGGGCGGGGCCACCUGGUGCCGCGUCUUCGGCCUGCUCCUCUUCCUCUCCAACUCGGUGUCCAUCCUCACGCUCUGCCUCAUCGCCGCCGGCCGCUACCUGCUCAUCGCACGGCAGGGCGUUUACCGCCUCCUGUUUUCAGGCCGGGGCCUGGCCCUGCUGCUGCCUGCCACCUGGGCGGUGGGGCUGGGCAGCUUCGGACCGCUUUGGCCCGCCUUUGUCUUUGUGCCGCAGGUGUGCACCUGCAGCUUCCACCGCACCAGGGGGCGCCCCUACAGCACCGUGCUGCUCUUCUUCUACUUCUUCGUGGGGCUGGGCUGCGUGGGGCUCUUCUACUUCCUCAUCUACUGGCGGGUGAGGGCGGCGUCCCGGGCGCUGCUGAAAUACAGGUUCAGCCGCCGUUCGUCCCGGAAGAAGCUGGCCCCGGCGGAGGUGGAGGGCACGACCGAGGGCGACAGCGGGGUGCAGACGCAGAGCUGCGAGGUCAGCGAGGUCACGGGGACUGGUCACGGGGCCGCGGGCGGGAGCGGAAUGGUUCAGAAGGCCGCCCCACCAGCCCCCGCCACCUCAUCCGGGGACGACGGGGAGUUUGCCCGCGUGACCCGAAUGUGCUUCACCGUCUUCCUGUGUUUCGUGGGCUGUUUCGCCCCCUUCAUCCUGCUCAACAUCACGGACCGCCGGGGAAAAGCCCCUCAGGUGGUGCACAUGUUCUGCGCCAACCUCACCUGGCUGAACAGCUGCAUCAACCCCAUCCUUUACGCCGCCAUGAACCGGCAGUUUGGACAGGCGUACCGGGUCCUGCUGUCACGCGCCACACAGCCUCUGACCAGUCUCUGCCGGCAGUGAACCUCUCCACACACACAGGAGCUCCAAGUAACACACGCCUUUGCCAGUAUACAAAAGAAAAAGGAACCAACAACAUUCUUUAUCAUUUGUCACAUCUUCAGUUAUUUUUCCAGAAGGAUGUUUGACCACAUCUAGUGACUUUUCCACAAAAUAUAUUUUCAAACAUGCAAGUAAUGGAGACUGAGCCUUCAAACUAUGGCCCAAUCUGCUGUGCUUAGAAAUAAACAAAUUCUCCAGAACACAGCUUGGCGUUUAAGCGUGGAUUUCUGGUUUCUGUUCCAGAAACAUCUUCCCUGCCACUGCUUUACAUAAUGGGUAAAGACAAGCUAAUUUCUACAUUCUGAUGGAAAGUCAGAUUCUGUACAAAACAGACAUUCCUGCAUUGCCCAACGCUGAUUGCCUAAUUGAGGAACUCAGCUGAGCAUUCUUGCACAUUAUCACACUUCCUGCAUAAGGUCCAAACCGGACUGUGUUCUGUGCCAUUAUACCAUUGACACAGUUAUAAUUCCUUUUUGAAUUAUUAUUCACAAGUGUUACAUGAUUACAUAAAUGCCUACAGCUUCUGGUUAAAUUUCACUUGGAAUUUAGGAACUUAGGAAAAAAAACAAAAACAAGACAACUGUAUCAAGGUUUAUGUAUGAAAUAGCUUUAUUGCAGAUAAUGGGAAAACAUUAUUAUGAACAUGAUUAUAAUGGAAAGCAAAUGCCAUGUUAGACAUUUCAGUCUGCUCCACAGGGCCAUUUGUAUAUGCGGAGACCGUAUGUGCAUUCCUGUUCACAUGUAUGAAAUAUAGACUGAAUGUACAGCAUGUGGCAAAGGACACUGCAGACACUGCACUGUUCUGUGUUUAGCACAAAUAAUGAAAUGCCUUUAAAAGGAAAAGGUUACUGAGAAUAUUACUCAAACUGCGGGUAUGAAGUAGGUAACCAAUUUCUGCCAUUAUGCCUCUCAUUGCCUUUGAUGACCAGUACUUUGCUUUGCCUGUUUCAGAAAAAAGCUGCAAAUACUUUUUUAAUUUACUUAUUCAUUUUACUUGCAUAAAGUAUUACAUUGAUUAUUUGAGUAUUAGUUUGUGUGAUUUUAACCCUCCUAUUAUGUUUGAUUUGAUGCCAUUCAGUGUUUGACAUUUCUUAAAGAACAGUUAGCCAUUUUUUUUAUAUUGAUAGUGUAUGAUUUUUCUAAUUUGGUGGGAUUAAAUAGUAAAAAUGCAAUAAACAUAAUGCAAUGCGAAGUCCUGUACCAACCAAGCAUUGAAAUGUGUUGUGCAGUGUUAUUUUUACCCUCUGUAACUGUAUAAAAUGUAAAAAAUAUGCAACCUUUUUUUUUUUCCUU
This is a messenger RNA of Conger conger (European conger), 2703 nucleotides long. RefSeq names its product G protein-coupled receptor 84 (gene gpr84). The transcript is spliced from 2 exons. The coding region runs from base 253 to 1371 and encodes 372 amino acids. Gene Ontology annotation, cellular component: membrane. The record is from RefSeq and is a predicted model, not a curated record. Gene Ontology annotation, biological process: neuropeptide signaling pathway. Gene Ontology annotation, molecular function: urotensin II receptor activity. NCBI's taxonomy places the organism in Eukaryota, Metazoa, Chordata, Actinopteri, Anguilliformes, Congridae.